This is a messenger RNA of Acomys russatus (golden spiny mouse), 2345 nucleotides long. RefSeq names its product keratin 2 (gene Krt2). Gene Ontology annotation, molecular function: structural constituent of skin epidermis. NCBI's taxonomy places the organism in Eukaryota, Metazoa, Chordata, Mammalia, Rodentia, Muridae. The record is from RefSeq and is a predicted model, not a curated record. The transcript is spliced from 9 exons. Gene Ontology annotation, biological process: intermediate filament organization; keratinization. Bases 60 to 2156 code for a protein of 698 amino acids. Gene Ontology annotation, cellular component: keratin filament.
UCUCCAGCCUCGGAUCUGCUCAGGAACCUUCAACUCUCCUUGCUGAGGAAGAAAACAUCAUGAGUUGCCAAAUCUCCUGCAAGUCCCGAAGGGGAGGAGUCGGAGGAGGUGGAGGAGGCGCUGGAUUCCGGGGCUUUAGUAGUGGUUCAGCUGUGGUCUCCGGAGGGAGCCGGAGGUCAACCACCAGUUUCUCCUGCGUGAGCCGCCAUGGUGGUGACAAAGCAGGAGGAGGAGGAGGCUUUGGCAGUCGGAGUCUUGUUGGCCUUGGAGGGUACAAGAGCAUCUCUUCUAGCGUGGCUGGCUACGGUGGUGGUGGAUUUGGCGGCAGAGGUGGCAGCGGCUUCGGAGGAGGCCAAGCAUUUGGAGGUGGCCGAGGAUUUGGAGGUGGCAGCAGCUUCGGAGGCGGCAGUGGCUUCGGAGGCAGUGGAUUCGGUGGGGGCGGCUUUGGUGGAGGCCGCUUUGGAGGUGGCAGUGGCUUUGGAGGUUUUGGGGGCCCAGGAGGAUUCCCUGGUGGAGGCAUCCACGAAGUGUCUGUCAACCAGAGCCUCUUGCAGCCUCUUGAUGUCAAAGUAGACCCAGAGAUCCAGAACGUGAAGUCUCAGGAGCGGGAGCAGAUCAAAACCCUCAACAACAAAUUUGCCUCCUUCAUCGACAAGGUGCGCUUCCUGGAGCAGCAGAACCAGGUGCUGCAGACCAAGUGGGAGCUGCUGCAGCAGCUGGAUGUGGGCACCCGCACCACCAACCUGGACCCCGUCUUCCAGGCGUACAUUAGCAUGCUCAAGAAACAAGUGGACGGGCUCUCCACAGAACGGAGCGCGCAGGACUCAGAGCUGAGCAACAUGCAGGACCUUGUGGAAGACUUUAAGAAGAAAUAUGAGGACGAAAUCAACAAACGCACAUCUGCCGAGAACGAUUUCGUGACAAUUAAAAAGGAUGUGGACAGUUCCUACAUGGACAAGACAGAACUGCAGGCCAAGGCGGACAUACUGACUCAGGAAACCGAUUUCCUGAGAGCACUCUAUGAUAUGGAGCUGUCCCAGCUACAACAGAACGUCACUGACACCAAUGUCAUCCUCUCCAUGGACAACAACCGGAACCUUGACUUGGACAGCAUCAUCGCUGACGUUCAGAGUCAGUACGAGAUCAUCGCCCAUAAGAGCAAGGCUGAGACCGAUGAGCUGUACCACAGCAAGUACGAAGAGCUCCAGGUCACUGCUGUGAAACACGGGGACAGCCUGAAAGAGAUCAAGAUGGAGAUCAGUGAGCUGAACCGUACCAUCCAAAGGCUGCAGGGGGAGAUAGCGCACGUGAAGAAGCAGUGCAAGGGUGUACAGGACUCCAUUGCAGAGGCAGAGCAGCGUGGGGAGCAUGCCAUCAAGGACGCCAGGAACAAGCUCACUGACCUGGAAGAGGCCUUGCAGCAAGCCCGAGAGAACCUGGCCCGGCUGCUGAGGGACUACCAGGAGCUCAUGAACGUCAAGCUGGCCCUGGAUGUGGAGAUCGCCACCUACAGGAAGCUGCUGGAAGGAGAGGAGUGCAGGAUGGCUGGAGACUUCAGCGACAACGUGUCUAUGUCUGUGACAAGCAGCACCAUUUCCUCCUCUGUGGCAUCAAAGGCUGGCUUUGGCUCUGGAGGUCAAAGUUCAGGAGGAAGAGGAUCUUAUGGAGGAGGAAGCUCCUAUGGCUCUGGAGGGAGGGGCUCAGGCUCUAGAGGAGGAUCUGGAUACGGAUCUGGAGGAGGCGGAGGAUACAGCUCUGGAGGCGGCUCCAGAUCCGGAGGAGGCUCUAGGGGAGGAUCCGGAGGAGGAGGCUACAGCUCUGGAGGAGGCUCCAGAUCCGGAGGAGGAGGCUACAGCUCUGGAGCAGGCUCCAGAUCCGGAGGAGGAGACUACAGCUCUGGAGCAGGCUCCAGAUCCGGAGGAGGAGACUACAGCUCUGGAGGAGGCUCCAGAUCCAGAGGAGGCUCCAGGGGAGGAUCCGGAGGAGGAGGCUACAGCUCUGGAGGAGGCUCCAGGAGUGGAUCUGGAGGAGGAGAAUACAGCUCUGGAGGAGACUCCAGAUCUGGAGGAGGCUCCAGGGGAGGCUCCAGCUCUGAGAGGGGUGGUUCUGUGUCAGGGGAAGGUUGCGGCUCCGGGGUGACCUUCUCCUAUAGAUAGACAUGGUCCCCUCCCUACUCUUUGAUUCCAGAAUGUCAGCUGUAUCUCUGCAUCUCUAACUCAGAGUAACCCCAAUAUUUGUAACCCACCUCUGAUAGCAUUUAUUUUUUUCUGGGAGAGGGUGAUGAAAGAUCUGCCCUAAACAACUAGAGUCAGAGACGCUGUGUUCUGGGAAAGAAUCUGUGUUAU